Anopheles nili is the source of this 1053-nucleotide messenger RNA. Its product is annotated as retinol dehydrogenase 12. The coding region runs from base 1 to 1053 and encodes 350 amino acids. The transcript is spliced from 3 exons. The record is from RefSeq and is a predicted model, not a curated record. Lineage: Eukaryota; Metazoa; Arthropoda; Insecta; Diptera; Culicidae.
AUGGACGAGAUUAAGACAGCGCUGGCUGAGGCCGAUCCCUUUGCCAGCUGGUGGCCAUUCAUUCUGGCCGGAAUUGUAUUCGUCGUGGGUACUAUCAGGACGUACAUGGGAGGACAACCUUGCCCAAAUGGGAACUCAAUCCCGAAUCGGGUUAUCGUCGUGACCGGUGCUAGCGGUGGAAUAGGGCGAGAGGUGUGUCGUGAGCUAGCCCGUCGAAAAGCACGUCAUCUAGUGCUAGCAUGCCGUGAUCCAGCCACCCAGGGUGAGCCUCUGCGUGAAUUACUACACCGAGAGGCACCUGAAUGCACCAGUGAGGUGUUACCUCUCGAUUUACGCUCCUUCGACAGUGUCCGAAGGUUCGCACGACAGGUUCAGGCGCACCAUCCGGCGGUGGAUGUGCUUGUGAAUUGUGCUGGAGUUAUUUUCCACCCAUCAGGACGCACAGUUGACGGAUUCGAGCAACACCUGCAGUGUAACUAUCUAGCGCACUUCCUACUGACCCAGCUACUCCGUCCACAACUGGAACGCUCGGAGUUCGGUGGUCGGAUAGUGAACGUGUCCGCUCACGGGUACACCGCUGCCAAGGUGGCUGACCAGACAGACCCGCUAAACCUUCGUCAACCUUCUGCAAGUGGACGAGAUGCCUUCUCGCACUCGAAGCUAGCCAUCGUAUUGGCCAGUCGAGCGUUGGCGAAAAGACUUGCGGCUCAGGGUAACGUCAACGUCAACUGCUGCUCACCAGGACUUGUCCGAGGUACUGGCCAUCUGCGCCACUCGCCCAUCAUGAAAGCGUUGUUCGCGAAGGUGCUAACAUUCCCGUGGAUGUGGAUGUUCAUGAAGAAUCCGACCCAGGGUGCACACACAAUCGUACGGCUAGUGACGGAUCCUGAGUUGGCCAGUAGCAAUGGCGAAUUUUACAACGAUUGCGAACGAGUUGAGGUAUCGGAGUUGGCGAAGGACGAUGAGUUGGCUGAAAGGUUAUACAGAGCAUCACUCCAGGCGGUUGGGUUGCCUGAUGAUCUGGAAGAGAACGUGAGACGAAAGAAGGAGUAG